UUCUCAUAGCGGGGCUUUGCAUAUCUCCUGCCCUAUCUGUGUGUGUUGUCUGUCCCUCUUACUGUAGUCCCAGCCCGAUAGUUUUGGAAUAGAUAUGGAAGGAGACGGGAGUCAAGCCACGUCCGGAAGCCUAAAUGAUUCACAACAUGACCCGGGUAAAAUGUUUAUCGGUGGCCUCAGCUGGCAAACCUCACCAGACAGCCUUAGAGACUAUUUUAGUAAAUUCGGAGAAAUAAGAGAAUGUAUGGUGAUGAGAGACCCGACGACAAAACGCUCAAGAGGAUUUGGGUUUGUUACGUUUACAGAUGCUGCCAGCGUAGAUAAAGUCUUAGCCCAACAGCACCACGAAUUAGACUCAAAGACGAUUGAUCCUAAGGUUGCCUUUCCCCGUCGCGCCCAGCCUAAGAUGGUCACAAGAACAAAGAAAAUAUUUGUUGGUGGCUUGUCCGCUAAUACGGUAGUGGAAGAUGUGAAGCAGUAUUUUGAACAGUUUGGGAAGGUUGAUGACGCCAUGCUUAUGUUUGAUAAGACUACUAACAGACAUAGAGGAUUUGGUUUCAUAACUUUUGAGAGUGAAGACAUCGUAGAGAAAGUCUGUGAAAUUCAUUUUCAUGAAAUCAAUAACAAAAUGGUAGAAUGUAAGAAGGCCCAGCCUAAGGAAGUGAUGUUCCCACCAGGUACCCGGGGCCGAGCCAGAGGUCUGCCCUACACCAUGGAUGCCUUCAUGCUGGGGAUGGGCAUGCUGAGUUACCCUAACAUUGUUGCAACGUAUGGCCGUGGAUACACUGGAUUCGCACCCAGCUACAGCUACCAGUUCCCUGGCUUCCCGGCGACGGCAUAUGGACCGGUGGCGGCAGCGGCGGUAGCAGCAGCGCGUGGCUCAGGUAGGGGGGCCCGUGGAAGAGGCGGCUACUUGGCGUACCCACAGAGCACAGGGCCAGGCCUCCCCGAUUAUGGGUUUUACUCUGCGCCCAGUGACCAGAGGGGGGGGCCCUGCUCCUUUGCUGACUAUGGCUCCCUGGGGCCCCAAGCGGCUCAGAUGCUGCACAGUGAGCAUGCCACCUCCGCCUGCAACUCCCCCCUACAGCACCUACACAGCCCGGAUCAAUUUAAGAACCCAGGCGCCAACCCUUCAAGGCCCGGAGGUUUUCCUGGUGCUAACAGUCCAGGGCCUGUGGCUGACCUGUAUGGACCUAGUAGCCAGGAUUCAGCUGUGGGCAACUACAUCAGUGCUGCUAGCCCUCAGCCUGGCUCUGGGUUUGGCCCCAGCAUCACAGGCCCGUUGAUUGCGACAGCUUUUACAAAUGGAUACCAUUGAACAGGUCGGCCGGUUGCUAUCUCAUCAGAGAAGAGUAUAUCUGGUGGCCCAGGACAGACAGGACGAAGUUUCUAAUUGGCUUUGUGUGCAGGUGAUGCUAAUCCAACUCCAAGCACUACAGCGUCACCGGGGCAAAACGAACGAAAGUUGGAACCACAUGAAGAAGAAAAGAACACGUUAGUCAUCUCAGAAAAAUAACAACUGCUGUACUAUAAUCCAAACCUCCUAUAACUUUACAACCUGGUUUGGUAUGAUGUUUCACGUCGAGUUCAUUCACCGUUUUCCUUCCUCUGUUUAGCUUUUCUUUAGGUUUUAGAGAGUCAUUUUACUUUCCCUUGAUUUUUGUGUAAGUUUCUUUGAUAUUCUUCUGCUAGUGUUGUUUAGACGGAUUUUUGUUUGAAGUACGUGGGGGGGAGGGAGGGGGGAUCACCGCCAAGAAUAUCUGCAAGUCUUCAUCCUCACAUUGGUCAAUGUAAAGGAAAAAAAAGAAAAAGAAAAAGGUCCGGAUCUUUCCAUUCAGUCUUUCUGCAAAAAAAAAACAACGAAAAAAAAAACUGAAAAAAGACUUGGAGACACAAAAAAACAACAAAAUUAAGGAAAAUUUAAAGAGGGUAUCUGAGUAAUAAAUUUUAGUAGCCGUUUUAUUUCUUGUGACGUCUCAUUGUAAACCAUAAUUACCUAUUUUUGGGCAAUACAAAGAGGACUCCAAUAUUUUUAUGGUCCUUUUUUAUAAGUGUUGUUUUUGUUGUUUAGAAAUAUAUAUAUAUGCUAUAACAAAUUUCAUAUAACUACAUUGUGAAUUCAAACUUGAGAAAAAGAAAUGUAGCUGUACAUAUUAUUCCAGUCACUGCAUUUAACCAACCCAGUGAGAGAAUAGCAUAUUUUUGUGAUGGUGUGUCAAAAGAAACAUGUUAUAGCGUGUGAAUAGAAGAAAAAGCUGUAAACAGUUAUUAUUCUACUUUUUUUCUGCUGGAAGACGGUAUAACAAGCCCACGGACGACCGAAUAAACACACACACACACGCACACACACACACUUGCUCUGUAAAUACUGCAGCUGAAUAAUUUUACAAGUGUCAUACCAGCAAAUUUACCACCACUGAAUUCAGUCAAUGCAGUUUUGACAAAUAUUAUUAAUGCUAAUUUAAAAAAAACACACAAAAAAAAACACAAAAAAAACCGAGAGAGCGAGAGAUCGAUUGGUAUCUUUUUGUCUAACUGUUACGAUAUCGGUAUCAUUUCAGAGGAAAAGAGGAAGGAAAAAGAAAAUUUUAAUCCAAAGCACACUGUACGCAGACGUGAAGAUCAGAACUUGAACCAGGCAUUUUCCAGCGCUCUGUGCAUCCGGACACUUUUAUACUCCCAAGAGGAACCUGUUAGCCGUGUGUUGAUGUUCGUUUCAUCCUGCUCGUUCCUGAUUCACGUCGGGGGAACGCGACGCCUGGGCUCCGUGCUAGAGCCUUUAUAUACCGCUCGUUCUCUGAACCAGUUCUUUUUUGGACGAAUUAGGAAAGCAAACGUUUUUGAUACCAUACCUCAGCCUUCGUGAGUUCUGUUGUGGAAUCAUUGGCAGGAUUUAAUUUAUUCUAUAGUGGCAAAACAAAUGAAAACACUGAAAGUUAAUUAAGCGAGUAAUCAUUGCACUGUGAGUUGUGAAGUACAGGCCAUUCUCCUAUUUGCACAUGUGUAUGUUGGCUUUUUAACGAAAAAAUAAAGGAAUAAACGGCCCUGUGCUUUGGGAUAGCAUGAAGGAUUUGGGGGUUAGAGUAUUUUUGACUAGACAAACACUUCAAAUGUUUUGAGGUGAGUUAACAGCUUGGGAAAUAGUAACUGAUAUGUUGCAGUGUACACUUGGAUUUCUUUAUAUAUUAGAUCCAAGUCUCUUUUAAGGAUAUUUAUACAGGGUCAAAAAAUGACACUGAAUUAUUCACUAUCUGUCGCUGCACAAGCUUUUACACGGUAUGUGUGGUUAAGGGUUUUACUCAUAACAGCAAUUUAAUAAUAAUAAUAAUAAUAAUGAUAAUAAUACUGAGAAUAAUGUGCUCCAGAGUGCAGUCUGGUUUUUAAAUCCUUCAAUGCCGUUGCAGAUGUUUCUUUUCUUUUCAUUUUCUUGGUUUUGUUUUCAUUUUACGCACUUAAUGUCUCAUUUCUUUUAUUUCAAAAACAACCAAGUAAAGAAAUAUGCUGGAUAAUUUUAAAGUAAACAUGACAUGGAGGUGUGAUCAAGUAAUAAAUUAAAGAGAAAAAAAAACAAACCCUUGUAAUGUUCAAAUGUAAAAGAAAAUAUGAAAUACAAAACUAUAAAAAAAGAAAGAUGCUUCUUUGCUGAUUUCAAGUUUAAUCAGAGUUUUAUUGAUACUUUGUUGUUUCUAUAUUAAUAAUUGUAAUAUACUAUUAAACUGUACUGUGCAUCCAUUACGUUCUCUCUUUCCAUCCCCAUCCUCAGAAAUCCCGCUAUCUUUCGUUACUCAUUCAUGUAUUUCAUUAGUGUGUAAAGAAAUCACAGUUAACUUGUAAACAGAGUGCUGUCUUUGAUACCAGUGUAGUGCUCUUUGUUGUUCUCCCUUGCUCUACCUCUCCCUACUCUCAUAUUUAUCCCUUACCCUCUCGCGCUCUUUUUCUAUCUCCUGUAAUUACAAAGUAGAUGUUAUAUAGGACUCAUUAAUAUAAUACUUGUAGUGGAUAGUGGAUUUAGGACCAGUCAAGCUAGACCUUUCUCUCAAUGAUCAUGUUGUUCUGAUAUGUGCAGACAAUUAUUUUUGUUUGAGAUUCAUUGUAAUUUAUUCCCUGUACGUUUUUUUUUCUCUCUCUCUCUUUUUCUUGGUUUGGUUUUGCCACUCUAACAUGGUUUCAGCUAACCAAAGCUCUCAUGGAUGAACAAUGGAGAAAUAGUUGCUGUAAGAUGGAAUUGUACACAAGGCAUUAUUUGGAUCCCCACCCUUGAAUGUUUUUAAAGGGGUGUGCCAUACUACCUUAAAUGCUAAUGCUAGAUAUGCAAAACUUUUACUUUCUUUAUUUUAUUAAAGAGGGACACAAGCUAAAAUCACGGGAAACUAUCUUUCAAUUUGAAUGAGUUGCAUAUCAGGAUGUGAUUUUAGAAAUGAAAUGAAAUCAUCAGGUCCUUACGGAGGCAUAGAAAUAAAUAACCUCAGAGUCAGAGUGUGAACCUUUAGCAGUGAUAACGUUUGUUGUUGUUCUCUCUUAAAGGAACUCGGUGUAGUAACACCACGGCUGACCACAAGGGGCAUCAUAUCACAACAAAGUGUCCACCUCUGGCCUAAGACAGCGAAGUGCACCUCUAGUGAGACACUUAGCAUCAUUAGCACGGUGUCAGAGGGUCUUUUGUCAACACAGCGGCUCUUUACGCCCCCUUGUGGUCAGAGGCGGUAUUGAUUUGCUUCCAACCAACUUUGGUUUUAUCUGAGUACAGAAAUUUGUUCCAAAAGUCGUUUUUCAUGUUCUGAAUCAACUUUGCAAACUGGAGGCCUGCUGCCGCUGAAGUCGUGCCGUUUCCCUGUUACCGUCAGCGGUGGCCAGCGUUUCUGACCGUCUAAUUCCUGCGGCGGCAGGAACGGCGUGCUGCGUUCUUCACACACUCGUUUUCUCUUCUUGGCUCGUUUUGGUUCGAUGAAUGUUGCAGGGCGGGGCGCCGCGCGGCUCACUGGGCCGAGCAGGCGCCUCAAGGACCACAUGACUCAUUAAUCAUGUCCUGAUAUGUAAAAUCUAACAAUUAAGACACUGUACUUCUGUUUCACAUGACUUCAAGAAAAUGUCAUAUUUUUAUUAAGGCUUUUUUUUUUUUACAAACAUACCAGUGAUUACCACGAUAGUCAUAUCAGCUGAACUGUUAAAUGUUUAUAGGUUUUUGAGAUUUCCACACACGUCAGUGUGACGGUCAGUGUCAGAAAAUACACUCUGAUAUCAUGAUCAGAUGUUUAUGAAAAUAUAAACCAAACAAUCUAAUCUCUUGGAGUACACAGAAAGGAUUAAUAAAAAAAUAUCAGGUUGUAAGAACUGAUGAAUAACUCAUACCAACACUGCAACGCAUUAUCUUAUCUUUAAAGAUGUGGAAAUCAGAAUUUUAAUGCCUCAAAAGAUAACAGGAUGUUGAGAUUAAAGACAAAACAAACGGAUCCAUUCAGCUAUUUCGGCAUAAUUUCAGUUAAGCAUAAAAAAACCUUUGAUAUUGUUUUCUUCCCAAAACUAAAUAAUGUCAGAUUACUGUUGACAAUUCAUAACUGUUACAAUCUCCCCAUUAAUGUUUUAAUUCUGGACCAGUGCAGCUUUUAGGAGUCGUGGCAAAUUAUUCUAAAAUAACUGGAACGAGCCUUUUCUCACAUCGUGUUGUAGAGAAACAGGAAAACCCUAAUUACUCAAAAACAAAACUCCAAAAUAACACGUUUCCAGUUUCAAAUCCCACUGUCUUCUCGUCUGAAUUUAAAUAUGUCGGCGUACGAGUGAAACAUCGACAACUACGGUAGACGUCGGUGAUUCGAGCGUGUUCACAUUUUUACGUUGGUGCACUUUUAUUCUGACAGGAAUAAAACUGUAUGUUGUGUGUUUGUUUACAACAGGACUCUUAAUGUUUUAUCAGAGUAUAAUUAUAACCUAAGAAGCUCCCGAAGAAAACUACAUACACAAAUUUAAGCUAUAUAAAUAUAUCAUUGUUAUUGUUUUCCCUCUGUUUUGUAGCUUGGUGGGUAUUUGGCUAUUAUUAACCCAUUUUUAUUUUGAAAAAGUCCCAAAAUGGUUCAUUUUCCCUCACGCAAUAAAGCAAAUUGACGCCUCUCUUGGUUUUGGACCCUGUAGCUUGGACUUUAAGGUAGCAUGGCUCUGUUGCUGUAAUUUCGUUUUAUCUCAAACUGACAGCAGUUUACAGCUGAUGAAUGUUACACAUCUUAGUAGACUAGCUUAUCCAUUUGGGGAGGGGGAGGGGUUUUGGUUUAAAAAAUAAUAAUAAUCAAAAAGAAAAAAAGUCAACCUGGAAGGCGUUGACAUUUGUAGUGUACUACCGUAUCCAUUUAAACUUGAAUCUUGAGGCAAGUGCUAGGCAAUGGCCAAACAUUGAAUCCCAUCUGUUUCCGGGAAAGUCCCCCGAAACCACGAGCACUUCUGACAUUUCUGUCACGGCAGACUCGCACGCGCUUCACAGUACGAGCGACUGUCUCCCAGAAGCUGGGACAUCAAACGAGCACUCAUUCAGACUCGAUUCCCAACGAAUUGGACUUGACUUUGAAGGCUUGUUGAAUGUUUCUGAGCAUUUAUUUAGAGAAAAAAGAAAAAAGAGGCUUCUUCCUAGUGGUGCUAAUGGUUUCAGACCAGACAAUGUGCCCUUAUCUCUGAGAGGUAACUGGUUACAGUCACAGUGCCCACAACGAGUCCAAGGCCACGACGUGACACGUUAACAUGGCUAUUCAUCGUUUUUUGGCUCUCUUUUACAGGAAUAUGACAAAGAUGAGUUCAUAUUCAUGAAUCCAAAGCGAGCUGCUGAAGCCGACAGAAAUAACACAAGUGGACCUGUGAGUCGGAGGGGCGACUUUCCCUUUUCGUCCGAACCAUUGCCAUUUUCACCCACGCUCAUUACAAUAUACAUAUACAUAUAUACAUAUACGUAUAUAUACAGUAUAUAUGUGUGUGUAUGUGUAUAGAUGGAUAUAUAUUUGCAGUUUUCACUCAUUUGAACUUGUUUGAACAAUAUUAGACUGGAGACCUCAGCUGUAUACAAAAAUUUUCCUCACGAAGCGACAGCCAGGUUCAUCAUGUCCAAUCCUCAUCAUUAGCUUACGUUCAGAAACGAGAGUUAACCCCUGGCGUGUUGUCGAGUUUGGAGCAGACCGCAUGGCCGGGAAGGGGAGCCUGGACGCUCUUCAGACUGCAUGGACGGCAGCGUGGCGCUCUGCCGUGCUUCCAUGUUUCUGCUGGCUGAGCGCAGAGCUCCCCCCGCUGCUGUCUGCCCAUUCCUAACACUUGCCCCUGUUUUUUUAUGUUAACCGACUUUUUAUGGUGAGAGACAGACAGACUUGACUGACAUCUGAAAGCAUCUUUCAGGUUAUCAUAUGGCUUGCUCAAGCCCUAUUGUAAAAUAUACUAAAAUAAUAAUGGUAAUAAUAAUGGAUGGGGGUCUCUCACAUAUCAAAUGUGGAAAGUCUAAUUUUAUAUUUGUAUUUUCAAAUAAUAAUAUUGACAAAAAAAAAUGUCUGUGAAAGGUUUCCAUCCUCUACUGUGGUCCAGAAAUUGAUGUGUCUGUCUGGAAAAUAAAUAAAAUAAACUGAAUUGUUAUAUUA
Cololabis saira (Pacific saury) is the source of this 7601-nucleotide messenger RNA. It is a transcript of the gene msi2b, whose product is annotated as musashi RNA-binding protein 2b. Gene Ontology annotation, molecular function: RNA binding. The record is from RefSeq and is a predicted model, not a curated record. The transcript has 15 exons. NCBI's taxonomy places the organism in Eukaryota, Metazoa, Chordata, Actinopteri, Beloniformes, Belonidae. Bases 95 to 1318 code for a protein of 407 amino acids. Gene Ontology annotation, cellular component: cytoplasm.